This is a messenger RNA of Poecilia reticulata (guppy), 3953 nucleotides long. Lineage: Eukaryota; Metazoa; Chordata; Actinopteri; Cyprinodontiformes; Poeciliidae. The record is from RefSeq and is a predicted model, not a curated record.
UUCCUCGGUUCUGUGACUCAGAUCUGUUCCUGUGUCACUAGAACCAGCUGUACCUGCAGGCUGGAACUGAUUGGUCCUGGUCGGAACCUCUGGACCAAUCAGAACCUCAGAUCUUUAAAGGCUUCAUAUAUGAAAAUCUGAGAUUAUAAUCUGGAUUGAUCAAAUGAAGGGAAACUAAAAUCUGGUUUCUGAUUUUAGUUUCUUCACCCUGAGCGUUUGGACCAGUUUACGGUAAGCGGAAGUUGUGUGACGUCGGCUCCGCCGCGGACGGGAUCUCCUUGGAAACGGAGAGACAUCGCCUCCUCCCCCCUGUCCGCUCCCAUCCUCUCGCCAGGGAUGGAUGGUGCUGAGCUCCGCCGCCCGCUCUCCCAGUAACAACCAGAGAGCGACUGGGCCGGUUCCAGUGAGCAGAUGUUCCCCGGCAGGAUGACUCUCAGCCCGCCCGGACCGCCCAGCGGGCCGCCGGAGGAGCUGCAGGAGCUGCAGGAGCUGGCCUUCAUCGAGCGGCCGAUCCGCAGGAGCCUGAAGACAGCGGAGGAGAUCGAUCAGCUGACUGUGGAUGAAGACCUGAAUGAUGUGGAGAGAGCCGUUUACCUACUCAGCGUGGGUCAGGAGGUCCAGAGAGCCAGCGUCAUCAGCAACCUGCCGAGUCUUGUCCGCCAGAACCCAGCUGAGACUUUCCGUCGAGUUGUACCAAAAGUUCGGGAGGUCUUGAAUGGAGCCGGUGCUGAAAUCCAGCUGGCAGCAGCGACUUCGUUUUUAACCAUCCUGCAGGACGACAUCAUCCUGAUUCACACUCACACCUACUCCAUCCUGAAGACGGUGCUGCUCCACCUGAACCACCGGGACACAGUGGUGAGCAGCGCCUGGUUGGAGACUCUGCUGUCGGCCAUCAACGCUCUGCCCAAAGAGACCAUCAAACAGGAGGUGCUGAAUCCUCUGCUGUACCAGAGUCAGCUGUCUCACUCCCUUCAGGCUCGCCUGGCCGCCUGUCGCAUUCUAGGAAAGGCUUCCUGCAAGUUUGACUCUCUCAUAGUGAAGAAGGAGCUGCUGCCUUUGGCCCGUUCUCUGAGCCGGGACACGGAGUCCGAGGUCCGAGUCUGCAUGUGCCGUCAGCUGGAGAGCAUGGCCAGAGCCAUCGGGGUGGAAGACACCAGAACCGAGCUCCUUCCUGAGCUGCUGGAGCUCGCUGGCGACGAGGAGAGCAGCGUUCGCCUGGCCGCCUUCGACAGCAUCAUCAGCCUGAUGGAGAUGAUGGACGGAGAUGACCGACUUCACCUGCUGGUCCCUCUAGUGAUGUCAGCGUGUGACGCUUCAUCACAGGUGGAUGAAGGCGUCAUGGUGUCGCUGUCGUUCCAGUUUGGGAAGCUCUGCAGUGGACUGGCAGGUUCACUGUCAGAAGAGCAGAAGACGUUCCUGCUGCAGAAGUUUCAGGUUCUGUGUAUUACCGGACUGCCGACUGAGGAAAACCAGAUGGAUGUUGGCGAGUCCACUCUGAUCCGCUGUAACUGCUGCUACAACCUACCGGCCAUGGUGGCAUUCGUAGACCCCGCCCACUUCCUGUGCGACAUCCAUCCGUCUUUUUCGGGUCUUUGCAGCGACCCAGAGGUCAGCGUUCGCCGAAGUGUAGCAGCCAGCUUCCACCAGGUGGUGAAGCUGCUCGAGUCUAAUGUCCAUGUAGUCCACAAGGAGCUCCUGUUGCUGCUCCAAGACAGUGCCCUGGAGGUUCUGGAUGCGCUGAUGAACCACCUAGAUGAAACUCUGGAGCUGGUUCUCUCUAGAGGAGACAAUCUAAUCCUGGACAACAAGCUGCCAGAGCUGUUGUCGGCGCUGCUGUCGGCCGAACAGAAAGUUGGAUCUUCUCUGCGUUGGCGGCUGCAUGAGAAGCUGCUGCAUCGCUACAGCUGCCUGUCCAGACUGCUGCCCGGAGAGCUGCUGCACCAAACCUUCUCUGCUCGGAUCUUCAUCAUCCUCACCACCAACAAAGUGCUCCCGGUACAGAAAGAGGCGGCUCGGACCUUCUGCACGUUCCUGCGCUACAACCGUAAGCAGGAGCAGCGUCAGGAAAUGAUGGAGCGGCUGAUCCAAGAUCUUGCUCAAGGCCGCAGCUACUGGAACCGCCUGAGGUUCCUGGAUGUUUGUGAAAUCGCCACAGAGAUUUUCUCCAGAAAAUACUUCAACAAACAUUUCCUGAUCCCAGCGCUGGAACUCGUCCACGACCCGGUCGCCAACGUCAGGUAUAAGCUCUGUCAGCUGUUGCCACGGUUACGGUCGUCCCUCCGCCUGCCAGCUGACAAGCUGCUGCUGCAGAAACUGGAUUUCUGCGUCCAGAAGUUUCUCUGUCGAGAGAAAGACAAAGAUGUUGUGGCCAUGAUCCGCAAGACAGUGUUGGAACUGGACAAACUGGACCUGUCUGAGCCUUUUCAUAAGAGACACGACUGGGACCUGCUGGACCAGAAGAAGGAGAAGGAGGAGAUGCUGCUGCUGGAGAUGGAGCAGCUGGAGCGGCAGCAGAGCGAUGGGAAGCUGAACUCUGACAAACACAUGGAGAGAAAACGAAGAGACAGCAAGACCAGUCUGUCCUCCGCAAAGUCCAUGUCUGUGUCCUCUUCAACAGGAAGCUCGUCCUCUGGUAAAGAGACGAGGAAGGCCAAACUGUCUCGGAGUCGGUCCCUCAGCAGCCAGCCGACUUCGUCCAAACCCGUCAACUCGGACAGACCUCUGAAGGUCAAAGAUCUCAGCGGUUCUUCGGGUCUUGGAAAGUCCACCAGAGAUGACUCGGUGACGACCGCCCACUUCACCUUGACAACCCAGUCCACCUCUUCCAUGCCGGUUCUGAUCCGAAGCAAAACGACCAGCCUCCUGGACCAGGCCAGCCUGCUGGAGCAGAGAGAGCACAGAAAAAGCACCCUGGACCACAGGACCGGAAACCGAGACCAGCGGAACCACAUGAUGGAGCACAGAACCAGUUCCCUGGAGGAGAGAGAGCACAGAACCAGCACCCUGGACCAUCGGGACCACAGAACCAGCACUUUGGGUCAGCGCAGCAAGACAAUGGAGCGUGGGAGCGGCAUGAAGGACAGUCAGUCCAGGAAGCUCUCCAUGAACAGGAAGUCCAACUCUCUCCAGUCAGAAUGAGAGUGAAGCUGAUGAUCACCUGUAAGUGAGCCCAUCAGCCAAUCAGCUGCCUGGAAGCGGUUUCAGGGCGACGCCCAGAAAGCAGCGCGGCGCCAGCAGAACCGGCGGAUGCUGAGAUCCAACUGAUCACUGUGUAUUCAACCAUCUCAUCGCUUCACCUGCAGGUUGUUGGUGUGAUCUCAUUGGACAGUGGUCACCGCGGGCAACCAAAGAGGAGUUUAACUUGGACUAGUGGAAAUCAGAAAUUAUUUUAAAAUAAAAAACUGAAUGAAAACGGCUUUUAUUGAGUUUUUUGCCACCAGAUGGAGGUUCAGAGAAAAGAGCAUCAGACGGAGGUCAGCAACGUCCGAACAGCUGGUUCCUGAAACGAUCUCACCUUUUCUCACCUUUUGCUCCAAACAUCAACAAACUCCAGUUUAUUUCAUUCAGACUUUCUGUGGCGGAACAUCUACACUGUGACAGAGUCCCUUUGACUAGGCCAUUCUAACCCAUGAAUCUGCUCUAUUCAUCCCAUUAUAUCUGUGGUUGCCUGUUCACGCUGGAAGCUGACCUUUGACCCGAGUCUCAGGUUGCAGUCAGACUCGGAUUAAGCUACAGCUGGACUCUGGUUGGUGAAAGUGGAUAUUUUUAUUUUUCCAGGUUUUCAGAGUAAAAGGCCAAAAAUCAAAUGUAAGCCACACUUUUCAGAUUGUCAAGAUGUAAAAUGUUGAGAUUAUUGGAAUUAUUUUCCAUCAGUUUCAGUUCUGGUUUUUUUCUGCCUCAUUCCCUCAGAGAAACAAACUUAUUGGCUGAAUAAAAACCAUUUUAAUCAUAAA